Cololabis saira (Pacific saury) is the source of this 4042-nucleotide messenger RNA. It is a transcript of the gene ccnt1, whose product is annotated as cyclin T1. The record is from RefSeq and is a predicted model, not a curated record. The coding region runs from base 7 to 2133 and encodes 708 amino acids. Gene Ontology annotation, cellular component: cyclin/CDK positive transcription elongation factor complex; nucleus. Lineage: Eukaryota; Metazoa; Chordata; Actinopteri; Beloniformes; Belonidae. The transcript has 9 exons. Gene Ontology annotation, molecular function: cyclin-dependent protein serine/threonine kinase activator activity. Gene Ontology annotation, biological process: positive regulation of DNA-templated transcription, elongation; regulation of transcription by RNA polymerase II.
UCAGUGAUGGCGGCUUCGUUUCGGUCUCUUUCUGCAAUCUGUAACAAAUGGUACUACAACCGGCAGCAGAUCGAGAACAGCCCGUCUAAGAGAGCUGGGCUUGAUCCCGACAAGGAGCUGUCCUACAGGCAACAAGCGGCGAACCUGCUGCAGGACAUGGGCCAGCGGCUCAAUGUAUCCCAACUAACAAUUAACACUGCCAUUGUGUACAUGCACCGGUUCUACAUGGUCCAGUCAUUCACCAGGUUCCACAGAAAUGUUAUUUCUCCUGCCGCUCUGUUUCUCGCUGCAAAGGUUGAGGAGCAGCCCCGAAAGCUGGAACAUGUCAUCAAGGUUGCCCAUGCAUGUCUCAAUCCUCAGGAUCCCUCGCCAGAUGUGCGCAGUGAUGCUUACCUGCAACAAGCCCAAGACCUGGUCAUUCUUGAGAGCAUAAUUCUCCAGACCCUGGCUUUUGAAAUCACAAUUGAUCACCCUCACACUCAUGUUGUCAAAUGCACUCAGCUUGUCAGAGGUUUUCUUUGUUCCGUUAUUCCAGCCAGUAAGGAUCUUGCCCAGACGUCCUACUUUAUGGCCACCAACAGUCUGCACCUGACCACAUUCUGCCUGCAGUAUAGUCCUCCUGUCGUGGCCUGUGUGUGCAUUCAUCUGGCCUGCAAGUGGUCCAACUGGGAAAUCCCCGUGUCCACAGAUGGGAAACACUGGUGGGAGUACGUUGAUUCCACAGUUACUCUCGAGCUCUUGGACGAGCUCACACACGAGUUCCUGCAGAUUCUGGAGAAAACUCCCAGUCGACUGAAACGUAUUCGAAAUUGGAAGUGGCCAACUGAAUCUCUUUGUGGCUUCCAGGCUGGAGGCCAGACACCAAAAGUCAAGUCAAAAGUCCAGGAAGACGGUGACCAGAGGGACGCUAUGAUCAGCAUGAUCUCUAUGGCCUCAUCUGAAAGUACUGUGGCGGGCCUGAUGAGCCUCUCUGCUCCACCUUCCACUUCCUCCUCCUCCUCAUCUGUGGGGGACAAGGACAGGGGGGCGUCUGGGAAUGCUCAGACUUGGAGUGGCAAAGGUCAGUCCGGAGCAGAGCAGCAGCCCAACAAUGAGGUCCAUGCCCCAGCCAAAGUAUCGUUGAGCGAGUACCGUGCAAAGAACGCUGAUGUCCUGGCAGCCCAGAAGAGGAAGCUGGAGAACAUGGAGGCCAGUGUAAAGAGGGAAUACGCCAAUGCAGCUCAGGCUCUCAUUGGUCAGCAGCAGAGGAAGGAGAAGCAGCAGCAUCAUCACCAGCAGACUGGCUCUUCCACCUCCUCUGAUAUGUCCAACCCAUCACCCAUUAUUCUUAAAAUUCCCUUGGAAAAGGAAAGACAUGACAGGCCUCUAAAGGUGCGCUUUCCACUCGCUGGGGGAGGAGGCGGUAGUGGCCACAGUGGCAACGCCCGAGGUCAGGAUCCAGACAUCAAAGUCCGAAUACGAGUACCUGAGAAGCAAAGAGGAGGUUCAGGCGAGGAAGGCAAGAGCAGGGACAAACACAGAGAGCGCUCGAACCAUCACCACCACAGCCAUCAUCACCACCACCAUUUAUCCUCCAGCAGUGCUUCACUCUCUUCCUCACACAAACAUUCAUCUAGUUCCAGUGGGGCACUGGGAAGCAGCAAAAAAGUCUCAAGUGACUCGUCAAGAACAACCUCGUCUUCCUCUUCCACGUCACGAAAGAGGACACACUCCCAGGAUCCCACAGCAGGUUCUCACCCAGCCUCUAAAGUCAGCAAGUCCUCGAGGAAUCCCUACCAGCUACUGUCCCUGUCUUCCUCUUCUGGUCCAACUCAGGGUCACGGUCCUGAUGCUCUCCCUUCCCUGGGCAUUCCCCACCACCAAGGGACCUAUUCGUACUCAAAAAGUGACAAGAUGGACACUAAUGGCCACAGUGUAGCAGGUGGAGCCCAAUCAAAUGAAUACCAGGACACUUUUGAAAUGCUAAACUCACUGCUGAGUGCACAGGGGGUGCAGCCGUCCCAGCCGUCCAUGUUUGAAUACAGAUCUCAAUAUGGGGACUAUCGGCUGACUGGUGGCUCCAGGGGGAGCAACCCCAGGCCCCCGCCGCUGCCUUCAGAACCCCCUCCCCCACUCCCUCCCUUACCGAAAUGACCUCCUAACGUCAGGGACUAUGUUGUGUACAUUGACAUUAUUUGACAUCACAGUCAAUCCAUGUUGUUACAUAAAGUAUUGUAUAGUGUUUUUCUAUUCACCCAUCAUUUUUGUAGGCUUCAGGGUGACAGCAAAGAAAUGUACUUGUGCGAUUUAGUUUUUUUUUUUUUUUUUUUUUUUACUUUUUACCUGUGCGGCAAUAAGAAAGAUUUAAAUAUUUGCAAAAUGUGAGGGAAAGCAAAUGGGUAAAGGGAAGUGUAGAUAAUUUGUUUCCUUUUUGCUCCAUUCUACUGAAAUGUGAUGAUGGGAGCUGUUUUCUUUUUUAAAAAUAUCUUUAAAUCAUACACAUAUACCAGUUGGGCCCUCCUAACUAAUUGUCUGAUUGUAAUGUUUUUAUAGUUGUUAUUUAUUGAUUUAUUGUAUUUUUUUAAAAGUACAUGGUCCCUCUACGACCUUUUUAAGGUUCCCUUCAGUUAUGGAAGACCAUAGGGAGAAUUUUCUUUCAAGACUGUACUGGGAAGUUUGAGAACGCAUGUCUCAAAAGCCACCUCUAAGCUUCCUGUUUAAUUUUUUUUUUUUAAUUUUUUAAAGCCAUAUUAUCAAAGGAAAAAACAUAACCCUGUGGUUUGUUUUAGUUGAUGUAUUAUUUGGUUGAACUUGUACAAAGAAUGCAAAAUGUUUAAAACAAAAUAUUUUUUAACGGUUUGUAAUGGAAAAUUGGUAAAGAAAAAGAAAAAAGUUGUACUUUUUAGACUUUGAGUGUUACAGUCAUUGUUUUAAAUGGUUGUAAAAUAUUCUGUUUUCUGAUGACUACACUAACUUCAUGAAAUAUAUCUGUUCAUAAGUUUAAAAAUCUCUAAUAUGGUCAAAUUGAAGAUGAAUUGUUUUAAUUUCUUUAGAGAACUGUGACCUGGUAAUCAUUUUGGACAUGUGAACAUUUUUUUAAUUUUUUUUAAGGGUGCGUGUUUACGUCCAUAAAUGUUAAUCUUAAAACUAUUCUGAUUUAAUCAUGUUGAAAUUGUUUUUUGGCUCCAUAGCUUCAAAUUAUUUGAUGUGAAUACAUUUGCAGUUUCCUCUUCUUCAAAAAUCCUUGCAUGUGUUCUGUGCCCGUGAAAAGUUAUAGAUGGCUAGCAAGCUAACGAAAUACCUCUGUAAGAGGAUAUUGUACAUGAAGUCCAAUAACUGUUUUUAAAUUUCCUGUUUUGGUAAAAUAGGGAAAAAGUUAUAUCUACUGGCAAUAGAAUGGGUACCAUCUUUACAUGUCAUUCAUAUAAAUAUUUUAUGGUAUUGAUCAUGUAGUAUUGCAGCUUUUAAUCUCCUUCUUUUUGGGUUUUCAACAAAAACGUGUUUGAUUUUGGCAGUUUACAGUAAUGCAGUACAACAAAUCAGCCAUACAAUUAAUUGUGAAAUGUUUGUUCCCUUGAUUUAUAGAAAAAAGUUAAUUGCUCAGGCAGCAUAGGUUGUCAUUUUUCAAUACUUGGUUGUAACUGGGAAAUGGUUAAUGCACUAAAUGUUUUUCUUAGGUUUUGCAUACAGUGCAACUGAAAAGGUGUUACAUGUGUAAUGAUGGAUUUCCAAAAUAUAAUUUAAAAAAUGUAUGUUAUUUGAACCAAGCAACUCUUUCAACUUGGAUAUUAACAUAUUGUGAGAAACUUUUAAACAUAAAAUGCAUUUCAUAGUGAAACCAUGCAUAUAGAUAUAUUUAAUAUAUAUUUAAAAGAAAAACGGAAGACACUCAUGCAACCAAACAAUGCAAAAGAAAAAAAAACAUGAUUCUGCAUCUUGGUGUUUUCUUAGACACUCAGGUCUGGAAAUAAAACAUUUUUUUUGUUUUCAUUAUAAAACAUGUCAACUGUGUUCUUUUUGAUAUGAUGUGGUUGAUUUAUUCUGAAAGUCAUUAAAUAUUUUA